CCGAUCAGCUCCCGUGGCCCCGUGACGAUGGUGACGCAGAUCCUGAGCACGGUGGAGGCCCAGGCUUCCAGCACCCCGGGCCCGUCGGGCUGUGGCCCCGUCCCCGUGGCCGUGUCAGUGGUGGCGGUGCCAGGGCCAGGGGUGGCCGCAGUGCUGCCCAAUGGGGCCCCCCCAGGCCCCGCCGCAGCUGACGACAGCAAAACCAACCUGAUUGUCAACUACCUGCCCCAGAGCAUGAGCCAGGAGGAGCUGAGGAGCCUCUUUGGCAGCCUUGGGGACAUUGAGUCCUGCAAGCUCGUCCGUGACAAGGUCACUGGGCAGAGCCUUGGCUAUGGCUUCGUCAACUACGUUGAGGCAGGUGACGCCGACAAGGCCAUCAGCACACUCAAUGGCCUCAAGCUGCAGACCAAGACCAUCAAGGUGUCCUAUGCUCGGCCUAGCUCAGCCUCCAUCCGUGACGCCAACCUCUAUGUGAGUGGCCUCCCCAAGGCAAUGGGACAGAAGGAGAUGGAGCAGCUCUUUUCCCAGUACGGCCGCAUCAUCACCUCCCGCAUCCUUGUUGACCAGAUCACAGGUGUCUCGCGGGGAGUGGGCUUCAUCCGCUUCGACAAGCGUGUGGAGGCGGAGGAGGCCGUCCGGGGGCUGCAUGGGCAGAAACCGCUGGGUGCCGCCGAGCCCAUCACAGUCAAGUUUGCCAACAGCCCGGGGCAGAAGUCGGGGGGGGCCCUGCUCAGCCUCUGCCCCAGCGCCCGUCGCUACGGGGCCCUGCACCACCCCCCGCAGCGCUUCCGGCUUGACAAUUUGCUGAAUGUGGCCUACGGCGUGAAGAGCCCGCUGUCACUGCUGCCCAGGUUCUCCCCACUUGCCAUCGAGGCAGUGCCGGGGCUGGCCGGGGUGGGCCUGGGGGCUCCUGGCACUGGCUGGUGCAUCUUUGUCUACAACCUGGCACCUGAGGCGGAUGAGAGCGUCCUCUGGCAGCUUUUCGGGCCCUUUGGUGCUGUCACCAACGUCAAGGUCAUCCGUGACUUCACCACCAACAAGUGCAAGGGCUUUGGCUUCGUCACCAUGACCAACUAUGAGGAGGCCGCCAUGGCCAUCGCCAGCCUCAAUGGCUACCGCUUGGGUGAGCGCGUGCUCCAGGUCUCCUUCAAGACCAGCAAACAGCACAAGGCUUGAGCCCCACCCUGCUGGCCCUCUGGCCACCAGGACUGGGGUCCCUGGCAUUACCAGGCCACAGGGAUCCCCAUGAGCACCAAUGACCUCUGGAGACCUCCGCUAGACAUCUGGAGAACUUGGAGACACCUUCUAUGGGCACCAUGGACGCUGUUAGGGAUCUCCACACCCUGAAGAUCAUGGAGAUCUCCCCUGGGCACUUAGCAACAUUGGGGUCCCCCUCUGUGGCACCAAGAACACCAUGGGGACAUUUAAGGACAGCCUGGAUACCAUGGACACCUGGUCCUCUCCCUGAGGCACCGUGGACACCCUGAGGACUCCCUCAGGUGCUCCAGAGCUCUUGGACAUAGUGCGGGCAUGGUGAUGCUGGGGCACCCCUGCAGAUCCUCCUAUCUCACCACCCUGGAAAGAAGGGAUAACACCCAGGACACUGAGGACAUGCUAUGGGCCCCCCCAGGCACCCUAAAGCCUCUAGGAAUCAUGAAGGAGUCAGGACAUGGAGGAAGGUAACCUCCAAAGCCCUCAGGAAUGCUAUGGGCACCUCAAAGACCCUGGGGGACCCUCUUGGGCACUGCAGAGACCCUCGCAGUGAGGCCCUCUGCUCCUCCCUCAGCACUCUGUGUGAACCCUGGUGAGCCCAGGUACCUUGGGGAUCCCCAGCACCCUCAGCACUCCUUUGGGUGGGGAUACUGGGAAAGGUGAGACCCAGGCCCCCCCCCCCCCCGCCCCCCCAUCCCUGCCCCGCCCUCCAGGGGUGU
Apus apus (common swift) is the source of this 1931-nucleotide messenger RNA. RefSeq names its product ELAV like RNA binding protein 3 (gene ELAVL3). The record is from RefSeq and is a predicted model, not a curated record. Gene Ontology annotation, cellular component: ribonucleoprotein complex. The transcript has 7 exons. Gene Ontology annotation, molecular function: RNA binding. The coding region runs from base 28 to 1176 and encodes 382 amino acids. Lineage: Eukaryota; Metazoa; Chordata; Aves; Apodiformes; Apodidae.